Varanus komodoensis (Komodo dragon) is the source of this 965-nucleotide messenger RNA. RefSeq names its product heat shock protein family B (small) member 6 (gene HSPB6). Lineage: Eukaryota; Metazoa; Chordata; Lepidosauria; Squamata; Varanidae. The transcript has 3 exons. The record is from RefSeq and is a predicted model, not a curated record. Gene Ontology annotation, biological process: protein refolding; response to heat. Gene Ontology annotation, molecular function: structural constituent of eye lens; protein folding chaperone. Bases 57 to 572 code for a protein of 171 amino acids.
GCUGCCGCCGGGCGGUCUCGGCUCGGUGCUUUCGGCUGCUCCGCUUCGCCUUCGCCAUGGACAUCGCGAUCCACCACCCCUGGUUCCGCCGGCCCAUGGGCUUCCCGUCGCUCUUCCCGCCUCGCCUGUUCGACCAGCGGUUCGGCGAGGGGCUGCUGGAGACCGACCUGAUGUCGGCCACGCUCUGCCCCUACUACAUGCGCACGCCCAGCAUGCAGAUGCCGACUCUGCCAGACACGGGGCUGUCGGAGAUGAAGCUAGACAAAGACAAGUUCUCUGUCUUGCUGGAUGUGAAACAUUUUGCACCGGAGGAGCUGAAUGUGAAAGUGGUGGGCGACUACAUCGAGGUGCACGCCAGGCACGAGGAGCGUCCGGAUGAGCAUGGCUACAUCUCCCGCGAGUUCCACCGCCGGUACAUGAUCCCCAAAGGGGUCGAUCCAGCAGCAAUCACCUCGGCACUGUCGCCGGAUGGGGUGCUCUCCAUCACCGCCCCCACAAGCAAGGCUCUUCCCGGAGCUGAGCGCAGCAUCCCCAUCAGCCGCCAGGAUAAGCCUGCAGUUGCAGGGAAGUAAUGAGGGAAGCGGCUGAGGCUGCCGUCGCGCUCUGUUCUCGCCAGAAGCCAGCGCCUCCGGCCUGCUCUCCCCUCACCUGAAGCUGCAAGCACAGUUCACUCAUAAGCCUUCCGGGACCUUUCUCUCUCCGCCACAUGUGCUUCUCAGUGUCUGAUAGCGGAGACCCUGUUGGCUUUGGUGGUGACCUUUCGGGGCAGUUGGCCCACACUUGGGUGCGAUUUUCCCGGAGUGGAGGGCAGGCUUUUUCUUCUGGCUGGGAGGUGUCCCUUUCGCCGGCUUUCUCUGUGCCACUGGCUUGCUUUGUAUGACCACGACUGACCUAGUUUCCAAGUGUUUGCUUACAAACCAAAUGUCAUCUGAUGGAUACUUGCUAAUAAACAUGAAGUAACUGCC